AUGUUCGAGAAGUCAUUAGUGGAUUUGAUCCGUGGCUUGCGGGGCCAUAAAGGAAAUGAAGCCGAAUACAUCCAGUCCGCUGUCAAGGAGUGCAAGUCUGAGAUACGCUCACAGGACCUGGAUAUCAAGGCAACCGCUUUACUGAAACUCAUCUAUCUGGAGAUGUUCGGUUAUGAUAUGACAUGGGCUGCUUUCAAUGUCUUGGAAGUCAUGGCUUCUCCCAAGCCCAUGCUCAAACGAGUGGGCUAUCUGGCUGCCGUGCAAAGCUUUGGUCCAGAAACCGAGGUCUUAAUGCUCGCCGAGAAUCUGUUGAAGAAGGAUCUGACAUCUCCUUCUAUACCAGUCUUGUCUCUUCCGCUCAUUACCUUACCUCACAUAGUGACUUCAUCUUUGGCCUUGUCCAUACUCACAGAUCUACUACCACGGUUGUCCCAUUCUCAGCCAGCAGUUCGAAAAAAGACGAUUGUCACUCUCUACAGACUGGCUCUUGUUUAUCCAGAGACACUCAGGGUGGCUUGGCCAAAGUUCAAGGAGCGUCUCAUGGACGAACAGGAAGACAAUAGCGUUACUGCCGCCACUGUCAAUGUUGUCUGUGAACUGGGCUGGAGAAGACCACAGGAUUUUCUGUCCUUGGCGCCACGACUGUUUGAGCUUCUACUGGCACAAAAGAACAACUGGAUGGGAAUCAAGAUCAUUAAACUAUUCGCUAUUCUCACUCCACUUGAACCUAGAUUGGUCAAAAAACUCGUCCGACCUUUGACCAAACUAAUACAAGAGACCACUGCCAUGUCGUUGCUUUAUGAAUGCAUCAGUGGUAUCAUCCAAGGUGGUAUUUUGGAAGGUGCCGAAAGCGGAGUUGAUGUCGAAGAGGUUGCUGAUCUGUGCAUAUCAAAACUGAGAGGUAUGAUCGUCGUUGACGGUGAUCCAAACCUCAAAUACGUCGCGCUAUUGGCUUUCAACAAGAUUGUCGGGUCCCAUCCAGCCCUGGUCUCGAUGCAGCAGGACGUCAUUAUGGCAUGUCUCGACGAUCCAGACAUAUCUAUCAAGAUGCAAGCACUGGAAUUGGUAUCGGGAAUGGUCAACAGUGAUAAUCUCCAACCAAUCGUCAAUCGCCUGAUGAAACAGCUUGCUAGCUCUGCUUCCGCAUCCGCCGAAAACGGACAUGCAGACGAGGACCAAACUGAUCUGGAACAACGACUCAUCCCGGACAAGCGAAGUUCGGAGACAAUCCAUAUUCCAGAUGAAUAUCGGCACGAAAUCAUCACGAGAAUAUUAGACAUGUGUUCACACAAUACAUAUUCGUACGUCACUGAUUUCGAAUGGUAUAUCGAAAUCCUCGUUCACCUCGUCCGUCAUCUCACUGUGGACAAACCCGGAGUUUCCAGCAUGAGUCGCAGCGAGGCUAAGGGCUCUCCGGCUUCUCGAGUUGGAGGACAACUACUAGACAUUGCAGUCCGCGUCAAGGAACUACGACCCGAGACGACCAAAGCAGCAGAAACCCUGGUUUUACUCUCCAACCGCACAAUUGUCUAUGCCUCCCAUGAAUGUGGCCAAAGCGAGGUCCUUACAUCUGCGGCCUGGAUGUGCGGUGAAUUUGCCUCCAGCCUAUCCAACCCACACGAAAUCCUCAACUCAUUGAUCCACGAAUCUUCCCUCGCCCUCUCUCCCACUGCCCUGGCCAAGUUCAUCCAGGCCAUCCCCAAGAUCAUCUCUCAAAUAGCAGCGCAAUUCAACGAGAACUGGAAUCGAUCGAGAGGAACUACAAUGUCGCUGAUCCUGGCGAGAACGACUGAAUUCCUUGAAAAGCUGUCCGCUCAUCCCAACCUCGAGGUCCAGGAACGAAGCGUAGAAUUUCUUGAACUCCUGCGUGUAGCAGCUGAGGCGCUCUCGGCGCAAGGCGACGACGAAGUUCGGGCUCCAUUACUCCUCACAUCAGCCAUUCCAUCGUUGUUCUCUGGCUUUGACCUCAACCCCGUGGCCCCUGCUGCUCAAAGGAAAGUGCCCCUUCCGACGGGCCUUGACCUAGACACGCCACUAAACCCGGAGCUGUCUGCAAUCUUGCAGGCCUCCCAGAUUGCCGAUGAGGACGACCUGGGAGACGAUGCAUAUCAGAGAUUCUAUCACGAGAGAGAAGCUCCCCAAUCUGCAACCACCAUUCUCCAACCCCAAGCCGCGUCAGCACGACUCAUGGAACCUACCGAGAGUGAACCUCUAUCAUACCAAUCCGCGCCGGAAUCGCCCGCCACCAUCGCUCGCCGCAAAGCCGAGCGCAUGGCCCGCAAUAAAGACGACCCCUUCUACAUCGCGCCAUCGGGAUCAUCGAGCCCACACUUCCACGAAAUCAUCAGCAAUGCCAACGGCGGCGAAGAGCUCGACGUCGACUCGAUCCCCAUCAUCGACCUGCAAAUCGACCACACCCAGACCACAUCCACAGCACCGCCACAGCAACAGCAGAGCGACCCGGAACGGCAACGCGCCGCCGCGCGCAAGAAGAAGUCGACCAAGAAAUUUGUCAUCACAGCGGACGAGACGCUUGAUGCAAGUGAAUUGGACGUGGGAACCUCUGGGUCUGGAACACCACACCGCCCACGCUCCACGAGUCCGCUGCCCCAAUCAUCAUCGCGAACGCAGGCUCGUCCAGGACGCAGCCUUCUCACAUUUGACUCGUCGACGCUCGGGCAAUUGAGCCUCGAGGGCGGAGGAGGACCAGGCGACUCGGAGGCCGAGAUCCUACGGCGGGAGGCAGAGGAGCUGGAGAUGACGCUGGCGCUGCGUGAGGUGGAGAAGAAGCGGCUGGAGAUGCAACGCGAGUGGGAGCGCGGGCAGACUGUGCUUGGGGAGGGCGUGGAUGCCGAGGGCACGGUGGUGAAGAGGAAAAAGAAGAAGAGGACGAAAUUGCUCGAUGUGCCUGCGGGGUAUGGGGGAGAGGUUGUUGGUGAAGACGGGGCUGAAGGGCCUUCCGCGGUGGCCGUCACGAAGAAGAAGAAGAAAAAGAAGAAGGCGAGGCCCGUCGAGGAGGACGCGGGAGGAGCAGAAUCGCCCUCCCGAAAUCCGGAUGCGAAAGACGCAGGUGAAGAAUUUUUAUGA
This is a messenger RNA of Exophiala bonariae, 3087 nucleotides long. RefSeq lists its product as uncharacterized. Gene Ontology annotation, biological process: Golgi to vacuole transport; intracellular protein transport; protein targeting to vacuole. The transcript has a single exon. The record is from RefSeq and is a predicted model, not a curated record. Lineage: Eukaryota; Fungi; Ascomycota; Eurotiomycetes; Chaetothyriales; Herpotrichiellaceae. Bases 1 to 3087 code for a protein of 1028 amino acids. Gene Ontology annotation, cellular component: membrane coat; AP-3 adaptor complex; endosome membrane.